AUGCUGAUCACGCUGUGCUACCUGUACCUGUGGGCGCGCUGGGGGCCGCGCUCGGCCGCGCUCGUCCGCAGCACCGUGCGGAGGCUGCACCGCUCCCGCUGCUCCUUCACCUUCUGCGCCCGCCAGCCGCACCCCGAGGAGCGCGUGUGCCUCCGCAUCGGCGGAAAGGUGUUCUGCACCGGCGAGGCGCAGUUCCUUGAUGACUUGAACAGGUGGAGUGUUCUUCUCGUUUCCCCCUUUAUCCACCCUGAGAAGGUGCUGCCAGCAGAGCACAUUGCUUUUGUGACUGAGAGCAUUUCUGCUCAGACAGAGAACCUGCAGAAAGGACCUGACUCUUCAAAGGAGAUUGUGAAGUGGUCAGACUUUUGUUCACCCUUGGCCUAUAAACCUGGUGAACCUUUUAAAUUAAUUGCUGAAGCCAGUGUAGAUAAUUUCAGUAGCCUUGGAAUAGCCUUCCUGGAAGACAGGCUGCAGAUGGAUAACGGGAUGGUGCCACACAGGAUUGUUUCUGUCCAUUUAGAGGAAUCUGCCCUGAAGGAGCUGGCCAAGGAAAAAGAGGUGAAAGAGCAAAGCCCAGACAUGGAUGCAGUAACUCCUGCUGGGAAAGCAGCAUCAGGACGAGGUGAGGAGGAGAAAUCCAAGCUGGAAGAAGAAAAGGAGCAGGAGGAGGCAGGAGCUGGGGAACAUCAUCACUUGCACCUUUCCAGCUGCCACGAGUGUCUGGAGCUGGAAAACAGCACCAUUGAAUCGGUGAAAUUCGCCUCUGCUGAAAACAUCCCCGAGCUUCCCGAUGACUGCAGCAGCAGGACUGGGGAGAAAGAAGGUGAAAGUUUGGAAAAAGGAAUAAAAAGGAUAAACCUCACUGGGAAACCCCCUAAUAUAUUGAUUUACCUGGGCUCUGAGGCUGCCAAGGCGAGGUUUGAGCAGGUGAAGUCAGUCCUGAGGGAAUGCAUCGAUGCUGAGAGCUACACCAUCUACCAGCUGCAGCAGGAGCAAGUGCUCAGGGAUCCUUGGGUUGAAAAUUCCGUGCUGCUGGUCAUUGCCACAGAGGAGCCCAUUCCUGAGAGCAGCCACAAGCAAUUCAUGACAUUUCUGUCCAAAGGGGGGAAGAUCCUCGGGUUUUCUUCCUCCUUCACGUUCGGGGGCGUGCAGAUAAAGCACAAGAAGAAACUGAGGAAAGCUGUGCAUGAGCUGGUGGUCACCAAAAAGGACAACACUGAGGUGAAGCUGAACCUCCUGGCCAGUGGCUGUGUUUUUGAGGAAGGGGUGAAGGAAGAUGCCAGCAGAGUGAAGGUGUUGAGUCGAUUAAAUAAUGCUGAUAAAGACACAGUUAUUGUGCACCUGACUCAUGGGAGCAGUGGAGGAGAAGCCAUCCUUAGCCAGGCCCACUUGGAGCUGGACAGCAAUUCCAUGGAUGUGCAAUCUGAAGAGGAUUUUAAUUUGCUCAAGAUGAGCAAUUCCAGGAGAUGUGAAAUUCUCCAGGAGAUCCUGACGUGCCUUGGGCUGAGCUGUGAAUUGAGUGAAAUUCCUGCUUUAACUCCCAUUUAUCUGCUCUCUCCAGAUGAGGAAAUCCAUCUUGCUUUCCUGAAAUGGCUGGAGGGGAACGUGGAUGCUGAGGGAUUGAGGGCAUCCAGCAAGGUGUCCCUGAAAUUCGUCUCAUCCUGGGAGUCCCAGGUGGAGGUGACUCCAUCCCUGAUGCCAGUGGUCACGGAGAUGGGGAGCUUCUCCUCAGAACAUUUCAGCCUGAAGAUUUACCAGCAGCAUCUGCAAACCAAGAAACUGGGAAAGAUCCUUCUUUUCACUGAGGUGACCACGACAACCAUGAAUCUUCUGGAUGGGUUAAUGUUCGAGUUGCCUGAGGAGAUGGGUUUAAUAGCAGUGGCUGCUCGACAAACACAAGGGAAAGGUCGUGGUGGAAACGUUUGGCUCAGUCCCCUGGGCUGUGCCCUGUCCACUCUGCACAUCUCCAUCCCUCUACAUUCCAACCUAGGCCAGAGAAUCCCUUUUAUCCAGCACCUGGUGUCCUUGGCAGUGGUAGAGGCAGUCAGAUCCAUACCAGGAUAUGAGGACAUUGAGCUGCGAGUUAAGUGGCCAAAUGACAUUUACUACAGUGACCUGAUGAAGCUCGGUGGAGUUCUGGUAAACUCAACACUCAUUGAAACAACAUUUCAUAUUCUCAUUGGCUUUGGAUUUAAUGUGAAUAACAGCAACCCCACCAUCUGCAUCAAUGAUCUCAUUGCAAAGUUUAACAGGGAAGAGGGGACAGAGCUGAAGCCUCUGAGUGCAGAUUGUCUCAUUGCAAGGACUGUCACUGUGCUGGAGAGGCUCAUAGAGGUUUUUCAGGAGAAGGGCCCCAAUGGAGUUCUUCCCCAGUACUACAAGUAUUGGGUUCACAGUGGGAAGCAGGUCCAGCUGCACAGUGAGGAUGGCCCCAUGGCCUGGAUUGUUGGCAUUGAUGACUAUGGAUACCUGCAGGUGCACGAGGAGGGCAAGGGCGUGGAGUCUGUGCACCCUGAUGGCAACUCCUUUGACAUGCUGAGGAACCUCAUUGUCCCCAAGCACUGACAGGGAGCUCCUGAGUGCCUGGCACCAGUCACCUCAGCCUCAGUUCAAGGUGGGAAUGGGAACUGAAAGUUUGAUUUUUUUUUUCCUUCUGAUUUUCUGCUUUGUGUUUGCCAUGGGUAACUUCAGCAGCUGAAAAGAGGUGGUGACCUCAGAGCUGGUGGCCUUUAUUCUUUUCAUUAACUUUAAAACACACCUCUGCUGCCAUUUCUUUGAAGGAUCUGUUCUUUUCAAGGAGUCUGAUUGCAGAGGAGUAUUUGUGAUGAACAGAACUUUCUCUUCAUUUACACCCUUGGAGAGACUGAAGUGGCCCAAUAUUUCCAUUUAUUUUUUGUUUCUGUGUGAUUUAGCAUAGUGCAGGACAUUAUUUACUUUUUUACUUUGUUUUUUUUUUAAAAAAAACCUAAAUUCUAUUUUUCUGUGUUGUCUGCACUAAAGCCAGCUGGAACAUCACAUAUUGCUGAAUUGCUGGGAUCACCACUGUGCUUAAUUCCAGGUCUGAGUGAAGAUCCUUGCUGAUUUGGUUCUUCUCCGUGUAGACCUCUACAAAAAUUUAUCAACCUGUGCUUUGAUCUCAGGUCUGCAGCUCUUAAUGGCUGCCUUGAGUUUUUGGGAGAGCUUUCCAUCAGCACUUAGGAGCUGGGCUUGGUUAUCCAAGUGGUUUGCACUCUGCUCUCCUCAGUCACUUGGAUCUGAGUAAAUCAUCUCAUCUGUCCUUGAAAUCAUGGUUUUCCAAGAGGUUUCAACCCCUGGAAGAAAAACCCACUGGAGCAGUGUCACACCCAGGUCAUUGUAGAAUCCCAUCUCAGGGGAUGGAACCUCUAAAUAAUUUAGAAUUGAGUGGGAAUUAUAUCAUUUUCUCAAUGAAGUUAAGUGAAUAAAUAAAGGGAAAAAAUCAAAUUCCCUGCUGCAAACAGCUACUCCAGUGAAAAAGAGAAAUCACACUGUUCCUCCAUGUCCAAAUUCUCUUCCACAGCUCUGUUGUCCCCUCCUUUCCUAAGCCAGUGUCUGGUUUUGCUGCUAAGCACUAAAAGCAAGAGUUUAACACGUGCUGAGCUGAGAGCAGCUCAUUUUUGGGGCAUUUGCAGGUGAAGAGAACAGCUGGGAAUUCUCCUGGAGCAGCCACAAGGGAACUUGGUGGGGUUUUCUCCCAAGGAGAUUUGGCCACCACAGCUCCCCAGACAAUUCUGUGCCAGCCAGGUUUGUCCCAGGUGUGAUGUGGCCACCUUCAUUUCUUUUUUAUCGUGGUGGAUCAGCCACACUGGUUUCCAGAAAGGAAACUGCUGUCUGCUAGCCAGAAAUGAGGUUUUUUAGGUUAAAGUUCACCUCAUAAACCAUCCAAACAUUUUAGAUUGUUUCAGCUCCAAAGCCAAGAAGUCUUGAAACAAGGAAACUUGUCUGUGAUGGUAAUUUUGACCAAUCCUCACAUAUUAGGGUUUAGGUGGUUUGGCAGCAAGGGUAGAAAUUAAAUUGUCCCUGUUCAAUUUAGGAUUUUAUGCUCCAUCUCACAGAAGAUUUGUCCUGAUUGUCCAAAUCCUGAUGGGGUUUUUUUUUUUUCCCCUUAUGAUCCAAAUCAUGUGAAGCUGCUCACCAGCAUCUCCUAAAACUGCACACACAGAGCUGUUAAUUACCAUAAUUAAAAUGAUGCACCAAGUUUAGCUUUUCCCCACCUUUCAAAAUGCUUUCAAAACUGCUUCGGGCUGAGAACAUUUGGCAGCUACCUUUGAUAUCAGAAUUCAGUAUUAAUGCAUGUUUUAAUCAACUGAAACUUAAGUCUGGCUUAAUAAAGCUUCAAUCAAAAGAAGAAACUCUGUAUUUAUAUAUAAAUCUAUAAAAAAUGGGUGUGCUCACAUUUUCCUGCUGCAUCCUCAUUUAUUUUCUGCCUUUUCCUCCACAAGCAAACUGUGCUGCUGCAAGAGAACAGAGCUCUGGUGCUGCUUUUCCAACCAGAGUUUUACAAAACUUCACCUUAACCCAGAAUUUGUAGUUAAAACUGUCUCAGAUUUAGGAUUGAGCACCUUUUGGGUUUUGUUCAUGAACAGCCUGGUCGUGCCACAAGGCUGGGGCUUGAGUGGCUUCCUUAAAACUUCUCUUAAAACUUGCUAAAACUUUCUUCUCCCUUCACCAGGGACAAAAAAAAAGAUGGGGAAAAGAAAAAAAUAUGAGAAUUUUGGAAGGGCAGAAUGAGUUUGUAAAGCUCCAGUGGCUGAGCAGCAGCAGAGGGAUUUUUUAACAGCAAAAUUCUGCAACAUUUCCUGGUUGGUGUUGGUCCUUUUGUAGCUGCCUUAAUGAUGGUUCUGUUCCCACUUGGAGUUGUCAGGUUAUUCCCAACAUUUUUGCAAUGGGAAGAAACUUGGAGUGGAAUUUCCUGGCCAUGAAGGAGAACUCCCCAAACCUGGGUGUGCCAGAGCACAGUGGGAGCUGGGGGAGCCACUUUGCCUUUUCAGUGGCCUCUUCUGGUGCCUCAGACUUCCAGCCUGGAUUUGGAUUUGGAUUUGGAUUUGGAUUUGGAUGAAGGAUUUGUUGCUUUCCCUUCAGAAGAACCAAAGACAAGGAGAGCUCCCAUGGCAGGAGGAGCAGCUGGGUAAAAUCCUUGUGGAUGAGUCCUUGGAGAAGCCCCUGGCUCUGGCAGGUAGAUGGGAGGAGGCACAAGAGUCUCACUCUUGCUACCCCCAGAAAGCCACAACAUUUUUGCAGGAAAAUCCUCGUUUUUCUUGUUCUCCAUGUGUGUGUGUGUGACAGACAAAUGUGGUGUGUGGGGUGUCCCUGGAUGUGGGGAUGGAGAGAUCCAGGCAGCUCCAGGCCUAGGAAUAAUGCACUGAAAAAGUUUCAUUUCAUUCAGCUGUCUGGAUUAGUAAAACACCUCUUCCAUUGUGAGGCUGAGGUCAUAUCUUAAACUAUUUUCUUGAUGAAGUGCUUUCAAAAAACCCAUUUGUUAUGAUGUUCGUAUUUCUGUGACUUCAUUUUUUUUUUAUAUAUAUAUAUAUAUUUUUUUUUUCCUGCUGGGCUCUGGUAGAACAUUUCUCAUGGUGAAAACAUUUGUGGGGGUUGUUUAUUGAUAGGAAAAUUUCUGGGUGUGUUGGCACGUGUGUGAGUCCAGGGUGGGUCGUGCCCAGUCAGCAACAAAGCUGCUUCCAAAGGUUUGAAAAAGUAAUAAUGUACUUUACAUUUCAGAGUCCAGGCAGCACAUCCUGCAUUAUAAAGCUUUUAUAAGACUUCAGAGCUUUUUUUUCUUUUUUUCUUUUUUUUUUUAAUAUAUCCAGUAAAUCAAGGGCUAUUACCUGGAAAUAAUAUUAAAGCAUUUAAUUCUUUAUGCUGCUGCUUCACUGUGCAAAAAUUCGUUUCUUUGCUUCCUCUUGAUUCAGCUGCAUCAGCAGCCUGAAGAAAAAAUUACUUUUUGCAACUCCUUUGGAGCUGUCUGUAAUCAAAAUAUCUGUCAUGGGAAAGAUUUGUGCUGGUUCCUGGGGAUAACUGGUUUGAUAAAAACAUUUGCAUGUCUAAGUGGUGGUGGGGAUGCACUGCCUUGAUCAGACACCAAAGAAAUUAAAUCUGGGCCCAGGAAAGAGCAGAGGUCAAAAAACGAUGGAGAAAAGAGAACUGCAGGGAAGAAUUGUCAAGUGUUGAGUAUCUCAUUAGUGAUUCUGUCUUAUUUGCAUUUUCCAAGGGUCUUCAUUUAAAUGCAGUGUCUUCAUUUAAAAUGCAACAUGGCAAAAAUACAAUAAAUUUAAAAAAAGAAAGUCUGUGUGUGUUUUGUAGUACAUUAAUUGUCAAUUCUAGAACGUGUCACAGUCGAAAUAAAUUUUCAAAUAUGCA
Molecule: messenger RNA, 6375 nt
Organism: Sturnus vulgaris (Common starling)
Lineage: Eukaryota; Metazoa; Chordata; Aves; Passeriformes; Sturnidae
Gene: HLCS
Product: holocarboxylase synthetase
Biological process (GO): protein modification process
Cellular component (GO): cytoplasm
Molecular function (GO): biotin--[biotin carboxyl-carrier protein] ligase activity
Source: RefSeq, a predicted model, not a curated record